UUGAAUUUUGAACCAAUCCAACACACCUUGCGGAGGUUGGCCCAUCUCUCUCUCUCUCUCUCUCUCUCUCGUUUUUCCGAAAAGAAGAAGAAGAGGUGAAAUGUUGAGCAGGAGCCGUAGCAGCAAUAUCGCCAUGGGAGCACCUUCGUUCCAUGACCUGAAGAAACAGGCCUCUUUCUUCUUCAAGGAGAAGCUCAAAACGGCGCGUUUAGCCCUCACCCAUGUCACUCCUCUUCAACUAAUGACGGAGGAAGCGACGGAUGGGAACACAUGGACACCAAACACGCAGACACUGGGUUCCAUUUCAAAGGCUGCUUUCGAGUUUGAACAUUACUCGAGGAUUGUUGAUGUCUUGCACAACAGAUUUGCAAAGUUUGAGAAGAGAAGCUGGAGAACGGCUUAUAACUCACUGAUAGUGCUUGAACAUUUGCUCACUCAUGGCCCCGAGAGCGUCUCCGAGGAGUUCCAAUGCGAUCGAGACGUUAUCUCCCAGAUGGAAACAUUCCAACACAUCGACGAAAAAGGGUUCAAUUGGGGAUUAGCAGUCAGAAAGAAAUCAGAGAAGGUGCUGAAGCUGCUCGAGAAAGGAGGGGCUCUGCUCAAAGAAGAGAGAAAACGAGCUCGGGAACUGUCACGAGGGAUUCAAGGAUUCGGUAGCUUCAACCACAAGUCAUCCUCUUCUUCUUCUUGGCCGGAGAAAGGAGUUCUUCAAGAAUCUCCGGUCUAUAGAAAGUACAAUUCCCGCUUCGAAGAACAAAACAAGGUUGGAGACAACAUAACAAACGUCACUCAAGAAGAAGAGAUGGGCGAAUCCACGCGUGUAAAGCCUCAAACCCAGGAGGAGAAACCAAAGGCAGGAUCAAGUGAAGAAUCAAGGAGCUUGAAAGAAAACGUUGCUCCCGAAGAGGAGACGGAUCCACUUCUGGGUAGUAAUACGAAAGAGGAGGGAUGCUACUCCUACUCCGCAGGAGGAGGACAAGAAGAAGAUGAAAGGCAUCCAUUCACGGAGGGCGAGAACAAGCAAACGGUCGCUUCACUGCUCGGAGAUUAAACCAAAACGUAUCUCAAAACUGAUUACUGUGCGGAGAUCGAUGUAAAGGUUUCGAAGUGAACCUGAUUACAGAUUAUGCUGUAUUGCGUUUAGGAAAAGUAAUGGUGUGCGUGCGUGUGUGUACUAUUA
Messenger RNA from Tarenaya hassleriana, 1180 nucleotides. Its product is annotated as epsin-3. The record is from RefSeq and is a predicted model, not a curated record. Gene Ontology annotation, molecular function: clathrin binding; phospholipid binding. Gene Ontology annotation, biological process: endocytosis. The coding region runs from base 101 to 1051 and encodes 316 amino acids. The transcript is spliced from 4 exons. Lineage: Eukaryota; Viridiplantae; Streptophyta; Magnoliopsida; Brassicales; Cleomaceae. Gene Ontology annotation, cellular component: plasma membrane; clathrin vesicle coat; endosome.